AGUCCGGAUCUAGUUCAAUUGAAAACAAUAAUCACACUAAAAUCAGUUUUUCCAUAUCGAAACCACCAGAGCACGUAAAUUUGGGGAACGAAGAUGUGGACAACCCACAAGAAACUGCAACACAGAGUAUUGAACAGAAUGUUACAUUAAAAAACGAAUCAACAGAAUCUAAUUUAUCGGAAAAUAAUGGAGGUACAGGGGAAAAUAAAAAAAAGCGAAAAAGAAGUCGCUGGGAUCAGGCUGGUUCAACAACAGUAAAAGAAGCUCCAACACCUUCAAUUGACUCAAAUUCAACUCAAAGUGUAAGUGAUGAAACUGCCAGUUAUGCCUCCUCCUCCUCAUUUACUCUAGUAAGACCCAGCACCAGCACCAGCACCAGCACUAGCACUACAACAACAGCAACUUCAGCGAAUCCUACUCCCCCACAGCAAAGUUAUACCUUUUCAGAUAAAAGAAAAUUUGUAAAAUAUUCGGAUACUUAUAAAUCUGGUAUGGUUCGUAUCGGAUCCAAAUGGGUUUAUCCUGAAGAUGAAAUUACAGAUGGUGGUACAUGGGAGCAUAAAAAGAGAGCAGAAGAAAUGAAAAAGACAGCGGAACAAGCGGCUUUGUUAACUUCUCAAGCUGAGGCUAAACGUGCACACCAUAUCGCUGACUUUUUACCCAAGGAAGAACUUGAGAGGUUUGAACAAAAAGUUAAAGCUGUCAAAACUGGUGGUUCAUCUCCAACAUAUGAAGAUUAUGCUGGCAAUAAGUUGGAUCCGUCAAACAUUGGAUUUAAAAUGCUAAUGAAACAAGGUUGGCAGGCUGGGUCCGGAUUAGGAAAAUCUGGGGAAGGUAUUGCUGUUCCUAUAAACAAAGCUGAUAAUCGACCAGCAAAUGCAGGAUUAGGACAAACGAAACCUGAAGGCGUUGAAGAAGAAGAUGAUGAGUUUGAAAUUUAUCGCAAGAGAAUGAUGUUGGCAUACAGAUUUAGACCAAAUCCUCUGAACAAUCCCCGUCGACCAUAUUAUUGAAACAGAUAAAAUAAAUCUUUUAGGGACUUCUUUGUUUAUUAUUACACAUACUUUUAUUUUUGUUUGCUUUCUUUUGCCAGAAGUACAAUUCCUAAUAAAUAUUUUUCAUUUCUUAUUAUAUAUAUAUAUCAUAGCAUUUGUAUUUAAUUUAUUUAGAUUAUGUUUUUUAAUAAAUUUUUUGGUUAUUUGGUAGA
Molecule: messenger RNA, 1207 nt
Organism: Rhizophagus irregularis DAOM 181602=DAOM 197198
Lineage: Eukaryota; Fungi; Glomeromycota; Glomeromycetes; Glomerales; Glomeraceae
Cellular component (GO): nucleoplasm
Molecular function (GO): RNA binding
Source: RefSeq, a predicted model, not a curated record